AUGCAUGAUCACUGCUAUUACGAUGUGGAUCUUAUCCGUCCAAAUAAUUAUGAUCUGGGACUUGGAUUAUGUGGUGCCAGGAAUGCAGAUGGAAAAUUGGCUAUUGUCGUAUCUGAGAUAAUGCGAGGAAGUCCGGCUGCUGGCUUAAUAAAAGCUCCACUUGUCCGAAAUUAUUCAAACGGCCUUCAGGCAAGCAGUAUGAAUCAAAUUGCCACCGAUCAAUCUCAAAUCUCACUGUUUACGGAAGAACAAUCCGGUCCCGGUCUAGGUGAACCGUACCAACCCGUGGACAAUCACGGGGAUCAAGCUGUGGUGGGUGCACAAAAAAACAAUCUAUUCAAAACGGUUCAUUUGAACCGAAGAGAUAAUGCGGAAAGUCUUGGUGUGGAAUUAGUCAGCCGCAUUUUUGUCCAAUCCGUGGAUGAAGGUGGUCUGGGAGAGUGUUCCGGAUUACGGUCCGGAGAUCGAUUGGUCUCUCUGAACGGGAUCAAUGCAGCUCAUUUGAGUCUUGUGGAUACGGCCAAUAUGCUUCGACGUCAGGAAACAGUGAUCGAAGUGGCUCGUGAUCCGACUAUUGAUCCUCCCCUGGCGGACACAGUUGAACCGAACGAGCAGCAGCAGCAGCAGAGCGGGGGCUACGCGAAACCCCAUCCACAUUUUGUAAGGAAACAGAGAAAACAUCGUGAUCGAUAUCGACCACGGCCAUUCGCACGUUCGGUAAACGACCUGCAGUUUUCUUCGUUACGAAAACUGCCACAUGAUGCGAUACCGGUCUGUCGACAAUGCUCGGCUACCUAUUCCCUUGAUGAAGGUGAGAAAUACCAAAUAAAACAACAGAGUGACGAAGAAGCUCGUUUUCAGAAAUCUGGUAUUCAUGCCAAUACAUCUCAACAUAACUUAUUACUUGGAGAUAAAAUUUCCUUAGGGAAAUCAAAUCAAAUCGCAUAA
Molecule: messenger RNA, 948 nt
Organism: Echinostoma caproni
Lineage: Eukaryota; Metazoa; Platyhelminthes; Trematoda; Plagiorchiida; Echinostomatidae
Source: the annotation of a GenBank genome assembly